Messenger RNA from Symbiodinium sp. CCMP2456, 2022 nucleotides. The record is from the annotation of a GenBank genome assembly. NCBI's taxonomy places the organism in Eukaryota, Dinophyceae, Suessiales, Symbiodiniaceae.
AUGUCUGGGUUCGCCUGGCGGGAUGCAAGGAAUGGCGCUCAGCGCGACAGCUGGUGGCGAAGUGAGGCGUGUUUUCUCGUAGCCUCCCAUGUGCUGCUGUUUGCUUCAGCCAAUUGGUUCUUUGCAAAGCUUCUGUACCGAGACUACGAGGUGAAGCAGCGAUACAUCCAGCUUCUUUUCGCCGCAACCUUCGCAGCAUCUUCCUCUAUGUUUGAGCUGAUGUUGGCCACGGUGGCUGGAUUUCUGGAUCCGGAUGUCCGUGCUGUGGCUUGGAAGGUGGAUCACUGGACGCUAAUUUGGCUUGCCUAUGUUGCCUUGCCAGCAUGCUUUGUGUGGACAUCUGUGCGAUCCAUUUGCUACGGCUCUCACCGUCUCGCCUUCGCUUCGGCCGUCCUUUCGCUACCUCCGUUCUGGUACGCGAUAUACAUCUCGGGUCGGUUGAUUCACAUAGACUCUGUCAGUUUCUCUGCCGACCUGUUGAUGGCUCGUAUCGGAGUGUUAGGAGUCACGGUUGUGGCGACAUUGAGUGGCUUCGGUGCCGUGAACUUUCCCUUCCAAAGCAUGCACUCGUUCCUUCGACCUGUCACACAGCAGCAGGUCGCGGAUGUUGAGCAGCGCUUGUUAAGGACCAUGAGGUUAAUCUCGGCAAGAAAGCGGCAGGAGCUGACCUUGAAGCAGGAGGAGAGCCGACUGAGCGCCAGGGAGGAACCACUCUCCAUUGUUGGGCGCGUGGCCCAACUGGUGCAGAGGCCUUUGCUCUCACUGGAGGCCCUGGGCUUGAAUGUCCGUGGAGGAUCAGCCACUCGAAAACAGCUGAGCACCGAGAUUCAGGCGCUCGAAGCCUUCAGCCGUGAGUUGUUCGUAGAGCUGGACGAGCUCAUUCAGGCCCGCCUAUGCGAGCUCAAAGCCCGCACUAUGCUUGGCAGGGUCAUGAAUGUUUUGGGGCGGUGCUGUUCUGCCAUAUGCGUGUACAAGAUACUGAUGUCCUCCCUCAAUCUCUUGCUUAGGCGCGGCAGCGCACAGGCCGAGGAUCCUGCGACCAGGUUGUUGACGAUCCUUCUCCUAAACCUCCGAGUUCCUGUGGACGUCUCCUACUGGGCACCAAUGCUGUCGUUGAUUUUCGACUUGAUCAUUUCGGUGCCUGUAUGGACGUGCAGAAAGACGAAGGAAAGCAUCUGCCAAUUGCUCUUCGAAGACUUCGCAGCGAAAUCUGUUUGCCUGGUUAGUUCAGCAUUUCUGGUUGGCCUUGCAGCCCGGAGUUCGACUGCAUUGGUCGUAGAUAUCGGUGCAACAGGAACGACUGUGACACCAGUGGAAGAUGGCUAUCCGUUGACCGAGUGCAUCGUGCACAGCUCCGUGGGGGGAAACGUACUGGAUAUGGCAAUGUUCCAGCUCCUCCAAGAUGCCGGCGCUGUGCUGCCCGACGGCUUGUCUGGAGCUGAAGCUGGGAAAAUAGCGAAAGAGCAGUUGGCUUGGGUGGCACAAGACUUCACCCUUGAACUGCAGAACUUGAAGCGAAUGGACGUGCCAAAGCAGCCACCAAAGCCAAGCAUGUGCCACUUUGUGGGCACAGGCAAUCGCUGUAUUUUUCAGGCCAGCCGAGGAGAAGGCUUCAGAUGCGCAGAGUCUUUAUUCGACCCGACCGUUUGUCGAGUGCCUGGUGCUGACACGAUGCCACAGAAAUCGCAGACAUUGCCGGAGAUGGUGCUGGCAAGUUUGCGGCUGCAGAGCAACAUCAACGUUCGUGGUCAGCUUCUGCAGAACGUUAUACUCGUUGGAGGCAUGUCGCAGUUGCCAGGUCUCCAAGAGCGACUGGCUACCGAGAUCAGGCACUGCAGCCGCUGGGUGGCACCCGGCCAAAGUCAAGAAAUUGUCAAGGUUUGUGCGCCAGAACCUGGAUCGAUUCAAGCAUGGAUUGGUGGAUCGCUGUUGGCACAGUGCGAAGUGAUCAAAGAUCUUGUCGUCAGCCGAGAAGCAUACCAACGUUCUGGCCCAGAGAUGGUACAUUCCCUCUUCAUCUGA